AUGUACGCUCCAGAUAAUAGAAGAAAGGAUGCCAGAGAUGUUAUUUAUCGCAGCAAUUCUAGUCUUGACUUGAUAUAUGCUGAACAUCCCUCUGGGAAUGGUUUGAGACGGGAGUACGGAAGUCAUGGUUCAAUUGACGUAAUUGGUGGUGCAAACGAUCGGUUACCCGCAAUGGUACACAGCUACAGCGGUGUUUCAGCUCCAGACAAGACACCCGGUCUCAACCGCACCGUAGAUAGAAUUGCUGAUGGCCUUACUACUGACCAUGCAGAUGGUCCUCCAUCAAGAUCGAGUGCCAGUCCAAAACCGCGGCUCAAAUUGAAUAAACUAUGGGGUGGUGCAGCACCUGUGUUGAAUCGUCCAUCUCUGGACGAUGGUGGGCUUUCAAGUGUAGCUGAUGUUAACAAGAGGAAGCAGUUUGCUCACUAUGAUUGCCAAUCUCUUAUGGCUAACUUAACUUAUGCGGCUGAGAUCCGUGGAGCUUUGUUGAGCAGGCGUCGAAAUACUACAACUGGAGCAUCUGCUGCAUCUUUACUUGCUACCCGUGGACUGCCUCCUGGAGAAGAUGCAGUGCCAGAUACAGGAGAUGGAAGAUCAAAUGAGUUGUUAGAAAGCUGUCCCUUCUUCCGAAAUGAGUUGGGAGGUGAAGAAGAAAGAUGUGUGUCACUAUGUUGGAAGACUGCUCGCGGCGCUAUACUAGGCCAGUCAGGAGGCUGGCACCGUCCUCGCGCCGCUUAUGGGAUUUCCAUGUUAGAGUUCCCUCCCGGACAAACACACUGGCGUCAUGGCUGCCCAUUUGCCAGAUCCCUUUCACCAUUCCCUAUAGAAAGCCAGGACUUAGGAGCUUUGUACUACAGGAACUAUUUCUACAAUCAACCUCAUCAAAAUUGGUUUGGUAUGGACGAAAAUCUCGGUCCAGUAGCGAUAUCUAUCAAGAAAGAGAGGGUAGAGCUGCGUCGUGGAGGUGGCGAUGUGUCUGCUCCCGCGUCCCAGUUGGCGUGGCAAUACCGCCUCAUCUUACGAACUUCUGAGUUGCUCACCUUACGCGGGUCUGUGCUCGAAGAUGCUUUGCCUACGACCAAACCUAGCAACAACAGUGCUACCUAUAACACUAAAGAUGUACUGGAAUAUGUUGCUCCAGAGCUGCAAGUUAGCUGCUUGAGGCUUGGUAUCAACAAUGGUGGAGCCGAAGAACAACUGUUACGACUAGAUGAACAAUGCGUUACGAGACAUUACAAAGUCGGAGUCAUGUACUGCAAGAGUGGUCAGUCAACUGAAGAAGAAAUGUACAACAACCAAGAAGCUGGACCAGCUUUUGUAGAGUUUCUCAAGAUGUUAGGCCAAACAGUUAGAUUAAAGGACUUUGAUAAGUAUAAGGCUGGUUUGGACAACAGGACUGACUCCACUGGACUGUACUCCGUGUUCACCACGUAUCAGGGUUGUGACAUAAUGUUCCAUGUAUCCACCAUGCUGCCGUAUACUCCGAACAACCGACAACAGUUGUUGCGGAAGCGACACAUCGGCAACGACAUUGUGACCAUUGUCUUCCAAGAGCCUGGUGCGGCGCCGUUCACUCCGCGCAACAUCCGGUCGCAGUUCCAACAUGUUUUUGUUGUAGUUAGGGCUAUAGAUCCAUGUACAGAGAAUACGCAUUAUAGUAUAGCUGUGAGUCGUGCUAAAGAAGUGCCUUUGUUUGGACCUCCGAUAAAAGAUGGUGCGAUAUACCCGAAGGGCGAAGCAUUCACUGACCUAUUGUUAAGUAAAGUUAUUAAUGGCGAAAAUGCUGCUAUUCAAUCACCAAAGUUUAGUACAAUGGCAACGCGCACGCGUCAAGAGUACCUGAAAGAUUUAGCGAAGAAUUAUGUGACUGCAAGUACUGUCGAAACGGGACAAAAGUUCUCAAUUUUCUCGUCGUUACUGAUGAAAAGUGGCAGUACCUCGACAAACAACACUUUGAUCACACGAGUCGACAACUGUACGAACGAUGUCUUGGUUGGUGGCGCUCUCUGUUUCCACGUGCAAGUACAAGAUGAAGGCGCAGGCGGUUCCCUGCUGGACUGCAUCAUGGGUGUGUCGGCAGAUACCGUGGUGUUUGUUGAGGAUAGUACCAGACAAAUUGUACUUGUUCUGCCUACCAGCUCUUUACUUGGUUGGGUGGAGAGCGGCGGCUGGACGCGCGUGUACUACCACCGCGGCGAGAGCGUGCGCCUGCGCGGCGGGGCGGGGCUGGCGCGCCGCCUGGCCGCCGUGGGCCCGCCGCACGCGCGCGCGCUCGCCGAGAUCACGCUCGAGCGGGGCGCGCAGCCGCAGCUCGGAUUCCACGUACAGCCGGACGGGCUGGUGACGCUAGUGGAGAGCUCUGGCUGCGCCGCCCGCGCCGGCAUCAAGCGCGGCGCGCGGCUCUUGGAAGUGUGCCGCGCCGCCGUAGUAGCGCUGCAUCACGACCAACUCGUAGACCUGCUUAAAACCUCGGAUCCUGUUACCGUGACGGUAACGUUCGCGUCGAGUACGAAGUGCCAGUGCGAGUCGGGCCCGGAGGAGGGCGGGCUGGCGCCGGGCCGCGGGGACGCGCAGCAGCCCGGCCGGCCGCGCCGCGCAUACGAGCGGGGACACUCGCCGCCACGCUCCGAUAGCUCCGGAUAUGGCACUGGUGGGUCGUGCCGCAGCGGUCGGCGGUCCCCGCAGUCGUCGCCGCUGCCCGAGGCGGUGCGGCGCCGCUCGCACGACGACGCGGCCUCCCCGCGACACAGCCGACACAAACGGGCCUCCGCCAACACUUCGUCGCUUACUGAGGAUCUGAUCCGAAUGAUGGACGCGGAGCUAGGCGAGGGUGGUCGGGGCUCCGCUGUGAGUAGUAGCGGGGGCCCCGGGCCGGGCGGGGCGGCGCCCCUGCCACUGCCAGACGCUGGAGCCCUGGACUGGGCCGCGCUCGUACAUACUGCCACGAGGGCUAUGCUUCAGAUCUGUGAAGAACAUCAGUACCCAUCCAUGGACAACACGGAUCCUUCAUUGGAGAUGCUACCCAACGAACCUACCACCGAUUCUUGGAAUGACGUCAAUACUACGACAGAGACAGUUCCCGUGGCAACACAAGGUAAUGGUGCAACGGACGCGUGUGCGUGUGGGCUGGCGGCCCGCGUCGCCGCGCUCGAGACCGACGCCGCCGCCGCGCAGCGACACAGGCACCAACUCGAGGAAGAGGUACGUCGGUUACGGAGACACAACGCGCGGCUUCGUGAGGAGUCUGCGAGAGCAGUGUGGCAGCUGAGACACUUUACCCAGUGGCUCAAGAGGACCGUCGACCGACAAUGA
This is a messenger RNA of Spodoptera littoralis (African cotton leafworm), 3312 nucleotides long. Lineage: Eukaryota; Metazoa; Arthropoda; Insecta; Lepidoptera; Noctuidae. The record is from the annotation of a GenBank genome assembly.